Molecule: messenger RNA, 1679 nt
Organism: Cucurbita moschata (crookneck pumpkin)
Lineage: Eukaryota; Viridiplantae; Streptophyta; Magnoliopsida; Cucurbitales; Cucurbitaceae
Product: probable protein phosphatase 2C 8
Exons: 11
Coding region: 244-1242 (332 amino acids)
Biological process (GO): protein dephosphorylation
Molecular function (GO): protein serine/threonine phosphatase activity
Source: RefSeq, a predicted model, not a curated record
UCUAAAAGGAAAAAAGGAAGAGGAGGGAAAAUAAAUCUGUGUUUUUUGUUGGACUCUGUAAAGGAAAUCCUGGCCCUCUUCUUCUCGGGAAGUCAAUUUCGCGGUAACAAUGGCUAUCUCAAUGGUGUUUCUUCCGGUGGCGAUCCCCUGAGACUGUUUCGUUAGGGUUUUUUUUUUUUUUUUUUUUUUUUUUCAGUAGAGUAACUGCUUUCGUCUUCUGAAGUUUCUUUGGAGUAAACUACAAUGGCCGAUAGCGCUAAAUCAGUUCUUGAAGAGGAAACUUCGAAGCUUGAAACCAAGUCCAAGCGCGGCGUAGAUGUCGAGGAUGCUGAUGUCACUGUGAAGAAGUUUAAAACGGAAGCUACUGCCGAUGUAGCCGACAAAACUGGAGACUGUGCCGGCAGGAAGUUGGAAGCUGUUAAUGGUGAUGAAGAAAAUAAGGUCAUCAGGAUGGGAGUCAAGUUUGAGAUUGAAGCGGAUGCAGCAGAAGAUAAAGGGUCCAGGCAUACAAUGGAGGAUGCUUGGGUUUUGCUUUUGGAUGCGAGCUUGGAUUUUCCUGGGAAAUUGAGAUGUGCACAUUUUGCUAUCUAUGAUGGACAUGGAGGUCGGUUAGCUGCCGAGUACGCUCAAAAGCAUUUGCAUAUGAAUGUUCUCUCAGCCGGGUUACCACGUGAGUUGUUGGAUGUAAAAGCAACUAAAAAGGCAAUACUUGAUGGGUUCCGGAAAACUGAUGAGUCUCUUCUUCAAGAAAGUUCUGCUGGGGGAUGGCAGGAUGGUGCUACUGCUGUUUGCGUUUGGGUAUUAGGUCAAACGGUUUUUGUUGCUAAUGUUGGUGAUGCUAAAGCAGUUGUAGCACGAUCUUCGACUACUGAUAAAUUGUCUAAUAAUCUUAAUGGAGGAAGCUCUUUAAAGGCUAUUGUUUUGACAAGGGAACACAAGGCAAUCUACCCACAAGAAAGAGCUCGUAUUCAAAAGGCUGGUGGCAUUGUUGGUUCAAAUGGUCGAUUGCAGGGCCGUCUUGAAGUUUCUCGGGCACUCGGAGAUCGCCAAUUUAAAAAGUUGGGCGUUAUAGCAACUCCAGACAUUCAUUCUUUUGAAUUGACUGAUAGGGAGCAUUUUAUCAUUCUCGGAUGUGAUGGACUUUGGGGGGUUUUUGGACCAAGCGAUGCUGUCGAUUUUGUCCAGAAAUUAUUGCAGGAGGGCUUGCCCAUAACAUCAGCCCAAGUGAUUAAGCAAGAAUAGUCGCGAACGAUGUGAGAUUUCCAUGUUACUGGUGCUGUACAAGCGAACUCCCAAGACGUUAAGUUUUUUUGUACGAGUGGACCGCUUUACUUGGGAUUGUGGAAUUCGCCAGAGUUAGAGAUGUCGAGUUUGAAAACUGAUGUGGAAACAGUGGGGUACCCAGUGUUAAGUUUUGUUUGCAGUUACUUCAGUUUCAAGAUUUUGUAAGAUACUGAUGUCACUACCUUCCAUCGAUUUUGUGGAAGUAAAGAUUUUCUUAGUUGUUUGCAUGUUUGUGGAAUACGUGUAAACACAACUGUAGUGCUGAUUUCAUGCUUAGAUAUGUAUUCUUGUUUAUGACCUAACAAUCAGGAGUGAUGAUUUCAUGAUUGGAACUCGAUGAUAUUCAUAACUAGAAUCACUUAAAAGUAGGGACUUGUUGAUUGCCCAUUUGGAUU